This is a messenger RNA of Clonostachys rhizophaga, 204 nucleotides long. The record is from the annotation of a GenBank genome assembly. NCBI's taxonomy places the organism in Eukaryota, Fungi, Ascomycota, Sordariomycetes, Hypocreales, Bionectriaceae.
AUGGGCAUCACGACAUCAGAGCUUGCCGCGGUAGCCGUCACGGAAGACCGCUACGAUCCCCGGCCUUGGCCAGUCAUGAUCGCGAUCAUGAUCACCGAGGCAUCCAAUGAGGCCUCCGAGACCGAUGAAGAUAAAUUUGAUGAUGUUGCUACCCUCGAGGAUGACGAAGAGGAUGACGAGGUGACUGGUGAAGCAAAGCACUAG